Molecule: messenger RNA, 2867 nt
Organism: Nilaparvata lugens (brown planthopper)
Lineage: Eukaryota; Metazoa; Arthropoda; Insecta; Hemiptera; Delphacidae
Gene: AIF
Product: apoptosis-inducing factor 1, mitochondrial-like
Biological process (GO): mitochondrial respiratory chain complex assembly; apoptotic process
Cellular component (GO): mitochondrion; cytoplasm
Molecular function (GO): FAD binding; NAD(P)H oxidase H2O2-forming activity; protein dimerization activity
Source: RefSeq, a predicted model, not a curated record
AAUUCUUAUAACAAAUUGAUCUUGUUUACUUUUUGCUUGACAACUUGUCAAUAUUGUUUUUACAAGGAAUUUAAUUGAUGGAUAAAUUUAAAUAGUUACUUUGUGAUCCACCCGAGAUUUUGUAGCAGGAAGAACAUUGCUAUGAUAAAAAGCUUUCCUUAUUGUAGAAAUCCGUGUUUUUUGAAUUUGCCACUCCAAUACCGAUCAAAGCGAGUUGCAGUGGUUGCAGCGCUCUCUGGAGCUAGACCGGUGAGCAAAUCGUAAAAAUGUUCAAUAACUACAGAUCCUGUGGAAAUGUUUUUUCAUUAUUGAUAAACCAAAACAAACAGUUCAGAAAAUGUCGAUUGAGAGAUAUUAAGACAGGAGUAUUGUGUAGACAUUUGUCAACAGCCAAACGACCUCCAGAUAGUAGAACAAAACCGUCAAAAGCAGAAAUUCCUUUGACAUGUCCACCUCCUUCAAAGCCGAAACCAAGCCUUAUGGACCAACUGCCAAAACCCACUGCUCCUUGGGACGAGGAAGUCAAAAGGAAGUCGGGAAAGAAAAAUUUAAUCCUUGCUUUGGGCGCUUUAUUACUGAGCGCCAGUGGGUUUCUUGUAUACAAGCAGAAUAUUGACAUUGUUUCAAUUCCUAUACUGAAGAACGAUGACCCGAAAGAGCCGAAGAAGGUUAAGAGAAAAAGCAGACGACCUCUGACAAUACCAAAGACCCCUUCGAGCUCGAAGCUAAUUCCGAGUGAGGUGCAGUACUUAUUGGUUGGGGGCGGUACGGCCUCUUUUGCCGCCUUUCGUGCCAUCAAAUCCAGGGACCCCAAAGCGCAAGUACUUUUUAUCGGCAAUGAACCGUACUUUCCUUACCUGAGGCCUCCGCUCUCAAAGGAGAUGUUCUACAGCUAUGACCCGAGUACUGUCAAGAAAUUGCAUUUCAAGCAGUGGAACGGCACCGAACGAAGUAUUUUCUUCGAGCCGGAAGACUUCUACACGCCGUGCGACGAGUUGACAGGCCAGGAGAACGGGGGCGUGGCGAUUGCCCGAGGCUGGACUGUGACACGCAUCGACGCUGACAAGCGACAGGCAGUGCUGGAUGACGGCAAGGUGAUCGCAUACGACAAGUGCCUCAUCGCCACCGGCGCACGACCCAAGACGCAUCCUGUGUUCGCCGACCUUGACAACGAUCUCAAGGAGAAGGUGUCUCUAUACAGAAACAUAAUCGAUUACGAGGAGCUGUCUGGCAUAAUCGAGGAUGGAGCCAAGUCGAUUGCUGUCAUUGGGGGCAGUUUCCUGGGCAGUGAACUUGCCUGCGCCCUUGCAAGAAGAGGACGCAACCAGAGCUUGGAGGUGGUGCAGGUGUUCAAGGAGGGAGGCAGCAUGGGACGGAUCCUGCCCGACUACCUGAGUCGGUGGACGACCAACAAGGUCACCAACGAAGGAGUCAGGAUCAUCGCAUCCACCAAGGUAGAAGACAUCGACCUUGACAAGGGCAAAGUUGUGCUCAGUCUCAACAACGGCAAGGAGUUGCGUGUUGAUCACGUGGUGCUGGCAGUUGGUGUGGAGCCGAACACAGAUUUAGCGAAAACCUCCGAUUUGGAAACCGAUAAGAAGCUGGGAGGCUUCCUGGUCAACUCAGAACUGCAGGCCAGGUCUAAUCUCUAUGUGGCUGGUGAUUGUGCUUGCUUUUUCGACUCAAAACUGGGAAGACGUCGCGUGGAGCAUCAUGACCACGCCGUUGUUUCUGGAAGAUUAGCUGGAGAAAAUAUGACUGGAGCAGGAAAGGCGUACACACACCAGUCGAUGUUCUGGUCGGACCUGGGACCGGACGUUGGUUUCGAGGCGAUCGGCAUCGUUGACUCUGAUCUGCCGACGGUCGGCGUCUACGCCAAAGUGACCAAGAAAGAACCCAAAUCGCUGUCGACUGCCGUCGGAGAUGGAAUGAGAUCUGAGACCGAAGAGGACGUGAAAGACGUUGUUCCUGAAAAGGCAACCACUGAGAAUCUGUUGAAAAACACGAAGGCAGAUGACGAGGAUUAUGGAAAAGGCGUCAUAUUCUACCUCAGAAACGACAUAGUCGUCGGUAUUUUGUUGUGGAACGUUUUCAAUCGUAUGUCUAUUGCGAGACAAGUUCUGAAAGAGGAAAGGAAGUUCGAAGAUUUGAACGAGGUGGCGAAAUUGUUCAACAUUCACAAAAACUGAAACAGUCGCACACAAAUUUAGGCAAACAACCACUUUUUAGAACGUGCAUCUUCAACUUGUAGCAUGGGUUGCGAUUUUGUAGCAUAAGGGGGGUUUACAUAGUCGACAAAAGUCGCUUGCUAUUAAAUUCAUUAUUGUAUGAUGUCGUGUACAUUUUUUGGAUUGUGUAAACACAGAGGCUAAGAAUAAUAUUUGUUUAAAUUGGUCAACGUCUAUUUUAGGCCAUACCUAAAAUCGCAUGCCACCUUUCUCGACAGUGUAAACCUCCUUUUAAAGCCACGCACCACAACGCGCUACUAUUUAAUAGAAAAACACAAAAAUGUAGGAAAGACUUGAAAUAGUGAGAUGUACGCUGUACAAUUAGCAUAACGGCGUUCUAGUGAUAUUUUUUGUUUAUCCUGAAUGUGACGGUCUGAUUGGCUACGGUUGAUUGUGAUUGAUAUUAUUUUUCCUCUUGACAAUAUCUAUCCAUUGUCAAAUUAUUGUAAAUUGCUAUCUAUUUAACGCAUUUUUCUCUAUCAGCUAAGAAUUUUUAAAAUCAUCCUAUAAUCUGAGGCUUUAGGUAAAGUCUCGCUUACUAUUCAAAGAUUCACUAUUCGAUAAUUACUUGUUUUCAACAUUGUUCUCUCUUUGAGUGUUGUUAGUAUUAUGAAUGAUUAAUAAACUUGUGGAUUAUUA